GACGUUGCUACUGCAAUUCUGAAGACCAAGUCUCAUCCAAACAGGUUAUUAGUGGAAGAAGCAGCCAAUGAUGACAACUCCGUCGUCUGCCUUUCACAGGCUAAGAUGGAUGAGCUACAGUUAUUUCGUGGUGAUACAGUCCUGCUGAAGGGCAAAAAGAGGAGAGAUACAGUCUGUAUCGUCCUCUCGGAUGACACUGUCUCCGAUGAAAAGAUCAGGAUCAACCGUGUCAUCAGGAACAAUCUCAGAGUUCGUCUCGGUGACAUAGUCAGUGUAGAAGGUUGUCCAGAUGUAAAGUAUGGUAAAAGAAUUCAUGUUCUCCCUAUUGAUGACACAGUUGAGGGAAUCACAGGGAACUUGUUUGAGGUAUACUUAAAGCCGUACUUUUUAGAAGCCUACCGACCAGUGCGAAAGGGCGACAUAUUUAUGAUUCGUGGAGGUAUGAGAGCUGUUGAGUUCAAGGUGGUUGAGACAGACCCAAGUCCAUACUGCAUCGUAGCCCCGGAUACUGUUAUUCAUUCGGAUGGAGAAUUCAUUAAGAGAGAGGAGGAAGAAGAGUCGUUGAAUAUGAUUGGAUACGAUGAUAUUGGUGGAGUCCGCAAGCAGCUAGCUCAAAUCAAAGAGAUGGUAGAGCUGCCAUUGCGUCAUCCUCAACUAUUCAAAGCCAUUGGAGUGAAGCCCCCAAGAGGAAUUCUUUUGUAUGGACCGCCUGGUGUUGGCAAGACCUUGAUUGCUAGAGCUGUGGCUAAUGAAACAGGAGCAUUCUUUUUCUUGAUUAACGGCCCUGAGAUUAUGAGUAAACUUGCUGGAGAUUCAGAGUAUAACCUAAGGAAAGCCUUUGAGGAAGCAGAAAAGAACGCACCAGCAAUUAUCUUCAUAGACGAGUUGGACUCCAUUGCUCCAAAAAGGGAAAAGACACAUGGUGAGGUUGAAAGGCGAAUUGUAUCACAGUUGCUGACUUUGAUGGAUGGAUUAAAACAAAGAGCUCAUGUCAUCGUCAUGGCAGCAACAAACAGACCAAACAGUAUUGAUCCUGCCCUUCGUCGUUUUGGUCGAUUUGAUCGUGAAGUGGACAUUAGAAUCCCAGAUGCUACUGGUCGACUUGAGAUUCUUCGUAUUCAUACCAAGAACAUGAAACUACAUGAUGAUGUUGAUUUGGAACAGGUUGGAAAUGAAACCCAUGGACAUGUUGGAGCUGAUCUUGCAGCUUUGUGCUCAGAGGCUGCCUUGCAGCAGAUCCGUAACAAGAUGGAUCUCAUUGACCUUGAAGAUGAACAAAUCGAUGCUCAAGUCAUGGACUCUCUGGCUGUGACUAUGGAUGAUUUCAGGUUCGCCCUUAGCAAGAGCAGCCCAAGUGCCCUGCGUGAAACAGUUGUGGAGGUUCCAACUGUCACCUGGCAAGAUAUCGCUGGUCUAGAUAACGUGAAACGAGAGUUGCAAGAACUGGUACAAUACCCUGUUGAACAUCCAGACAAGUUCCUCAAAUUCGGAAUGACACCAAGCAAAGGUGUGCUCUUCUAUGGUCCGCCAGGUUGCGGUAAAACGCUUCUCGCCAAGGCCAUUGCCAAUGAGUGUCAAGCUAACUUCAUCUCAGUCAAGGGGCCUGAGCUUUUGACCAUGUGGUUCGGAGAGUCAGAAGCUAAUGUUAGAGAUGUUUUCGAUAAGGCAAGACAAGCAGCUCCUUGUGUUCUAUUCUUUGAUGAGUUAGACUCAAUUGCUAAGUCUCAUCGUGGUGGCAACCUUGGCGAUGCUGGCGGUGCAUCAGAUCGUGUCAUCAACCAGGUCCUGACGGAAAUAGACGGAAUGGGAAGCAAUAAUAACGUAUUCAUUAUUGGUGCUACUAACAGACCCGACAUCAUUGAUUCAGCCAUCCUUAAGUCUGGUCGUCUAGAUCAACUGGUCUAUAUUCCUUUACCUGAUGAUGCAUCUCGUCUCUCCAUCCUCACGGCUAACCUUCGCAAAUCCCCUGUUGCAAAGGAUGUCAAUCUAGAGUACAUUGCGAAAAUGACGCAUGGAUUCAGUGGUGCUGACUUGACAGAGAUCUGUCAGCGUGCCUGUAAGUUGGCGAUCCGCCAAUGCAUUGAUGCCGAGAUCUCACAUCAGAGGCAACGAAUGGAAAACCCUGAUCUUGAUAUGGAAAUGGAAGAUGACGAUGAUGACCCAGUACCAGAGAUCACCCGUGCUCAUUUCGAGGAAGCCAUGAAGUUUGCGCGACGAUCUGUCACGGAUAACGACAUUCGCAAAUAUGAGAUGUUUGCACAAACUUUACAACAGAGCCGAGGAUUCGAUGGUAGCUCCAGGUUCCCAGAUCAAGGCAACCAAUCACAGGGCCCAGGAGCCGAAGCUGGUUCCAAUAACCAGGAUGCGUUCCCGGAGGCAGACAAUGAUGAUGAUCUUUACAACUAAAAAAUAAGUGAUUUUUUUCUGCUGUCAAGAUAUGUAUAAUAUUUUAUACAUAAAGAGACAAAAAAGAAAUAAAAUACUUUUUAUUUGAAGCAAAUCGGCUUCAAAUUUUGUAUUUUACUUAGAUGAGGGACUUUAAAAGAGUAAUUUGCGUAAUUUCUUAUUAUAAUGGUGAAUUCCAUCUUCGUUUUGAUGAUUUUUUAAGCAAAGGGAUUUGGAGGUUUGGUUUGUCAAAUGAGGUUUAGAUAAUCAUAGAACCCCCUCUGGUUUAGCUGAAAAUUAAAUAGAAAAAAAAAAAAAAGAAGACAUUUUCCACAUUAGUAAUGGUCAUUUAAAAAUAACAUUUUUGAAGUCUGCAGAGUGCCCUGACUUUCUGACAGCAAAUUUAAGCAAUUUUGCAAAGCAUCUGUCAACGAUUAUUUCAUUUAUCUAGUGACUUAGUGAAACCAACAAGUUUAACUCACCAUUUCGUCGAUAAUUUUUAGAUUUGAGUUUUAGAAUUCGGAGAUAACACAUGCCAUUUAUAUAAUAUUAGUUCAACUAAUGUAUUUUGUAUUGUAAUUACUCAUUUGUGAGGUGGAACAUUAUUGUUUUCCUCUAUGUUUAAAUAUUACCAUACAUUUGUUUGAAAGAAAAAAAAAAACAACAUUAUACCGCUGAUGUGAAAAUAUUAAGGAAACAUGGAGAUCUAUUUCCAUAUUUUGCUUAUUGCAAGCAUAACUGUUAACAUGUGUUAAAUUAUUAAAUUCCCAAUAAAUAGAUGAAAA
Molecule: messenger RNA, 3170 nt
Organism: Anneissia japonica
Lineage: Eukaryota; Metazoa; Echinodermata; Crinoidea; Comatulida; Comatulidae
Product: transitional endoplasmic reticulum ATPase-like
Exons: 16
Coding region: 106-2406 (766 amino acids)
Biological process (GO): mitotic spindle disassembly; autophagosome maturation; retrograde protein transport, ER to cytosol
Cellular component (GO): cytosol; nucleus; VCP-NPL4-UFD1 AAA ATPase complex
Molecular function (GO): ATP binding; polyubiquitin modification-dependent protein binding; ATP hydrolysis activity
Source: RefSeq, a predicted model, not a curated record